This is a messenger RNA of Gasterosteus aculeatus aculeatus (three-spined stickleback), 762 nucleotides long. Its product is annotated as cocaine- and amphetamine-regulated transcript protein. Gene Ontology annotation, biological process: cellular response to starvation; negative regulation of appetite; positive regulation of MAPK cascade. Gene Ontology annotation, molecular function: neuropeptide hormone activity. Lineage: Eukaryota; Metazoa; Chordata; Actinopteri; Perciformes; Gasterosteidae. The record is from RefSeq and is a predicted model, not a curated record.
CAGAAGACACCCAAACUCUCCAGCCUUCCGACCCUCCACUCAGCAAACGCAGACAUCCCACUUCUCUCCACUCGCAAAAGAAGACUGCUGCACUUUUUGUGUCGCCACCAUGGUCAGCACUCGAGCUCUCCUCCUGGCGGCCACCUGCUGCUGCGCCUCCCUCUGGCUCGUCCACGCAGAAGAGUCCUCACUGGAGACGCGCUCGUUGGAUUUCCCCCUGAAAACCCAACAGGAGAAAGAGCUGAUUGACGCGUUGCAAGAGGUUUUGGAGAAACUGAGGAGCAAAGAGAUGCCCUUGGAGAAAAAGCUUGGCUGGCUGCCUUCGUGUGACGCCGGAGAGCCGUGCGCCGUGCGUAAAGGUGCGCGCAUUGGCACGCUGUGCAGCUGUCCCCGGGGUACUUCCUGUAACUUUUAUGUUCUCAAAUGUUUGUAAAGGGAAAUAUAUGGGUAGAGUUUAGGAGUUUUGCUUGACCAAAUCUGCUGUUGUACUGUUGGUGAUUAAAAUUAAUCAUAUAUAAUUAAUAAAAGAUCUUUUGAUUUUAUACAUUUAAAAUGUUAUAAUAUGUUUUGAAUAUUCUGCAUAUACUGUAUUUAACUGUCUCUUCCAUCUUGGAAAUUAUUUGUGCGGGAUUCUCACAUCUUGUGAAAUAUUUUGAAUGUAGUUUAUUGUUCCUGUUAGGGUGGGAGAAAUGAGAGCUACCCAAGCAACGGUUUCUAACCACAUUUGUAAGAUAAGCAGGUCAAUAAAUUAAAUUAAAUCCA